AGCGAUUGUACCUAUCUAAGUAUUAACACUGAACCAUCACAUCAGGGCUAUCAUCAAAAAAGCUAUGCCUGGCGAUGAGAUUGCCUUGGAGAAUCUCGAGCGUGAACGUCGAACUUAUCGCCUGACUGGUGUCGCAUCGGUGACAUGCUUCCGGAAAUUAUAUGAUGUGAUUGACAAUCACACCCUCGCUUUGGAAUGGCUGGACUCCACCCUUGCGGAUGUGAAAUAUCAGCCCAACACGCGCAAUUAUGCCAUUAUCAAGGCGGUUCUAAGGAGACGCUGACCAGUUGUGUCGUUCUGGACUGCCAGCAAUACGUGAACACAGAUUUUAAACCUGCGAACAUACUGCUCUCUGGCGUCGACACAGGCCGUAUCACUGCCAAAGUUGGAGACCUGGGGCUCGUCGUUCCGGAUGGCUAUCUUCAUAACGCCCGACCCUAUGCCAUGCGUGCCCCCGAAGUCUUCUUGGGCCAACCAUGCAUCAAGAUAUCUCAGGUCUGGGCAGUUGGAGCACUGCUGCUCUGCUGGGUCAAGCCUGGCAUCUUGGGGGCGUGGGAUAGCCCUCAUCCCCUUAUCAACGAGGCUUGGUGCAUGGCAAAAAUCAAGCGACUGUUCCCCGAGUGGCAUAUCCCCACUCCUGAGCAGGUUGAGCGACCUACCCUCAAAUCUGCAGUCGAAUCUGCUGUGAUUUUGAGCCAAAACGAGGAAGGUCCGCAAUCGAUCGGGUCUUUUGCAGAAGAAACUCAAAACCUCAAAAUGCCCGGCCAGUUGAGAGAUCUUCUUAACCUUAUGUUGGUGGUCGAUCCGUGCCAAAGGCCCUCCGCCUCCGCUGUACUCGAGUCUAAGGAGUUCAAAACAUUCCAGAUGCUAGGCUCUAAUUAACCUAGAGGAUACUAUUUGAUUCUCAUACA
Molecule: messenger RNA, 911 nt
Organism: Diaporthe batatas
Lineage: Eukaryota; Fungi; Ascomycota; Sordariomycetes; Diaporthales; Diaporthaceae
Exons: 3
Coding region: 196-882 (228 amino acids)
Biological process (GO): intracellular signal transduction; protein phosphorylation
Cellular component (GO): cytoplasm; nucleus
Molecular function (GO): protein serine/threonine kinase activity; ATP binding
Source: RefSeq, a predicted model, not a curated record